UGGUCCCUUUUAUGUUGCGCAACUGGCACGGGAAUGAAGCCUCGGGUUUCAUUAAUUUUAAUAUUAAGGCGGAAGACUCGCAUACCUCUAUCAGAGGAGGGUCAAGGGGCCCCUGAGGCAGAAGCUUCUACAGUAGCAGUGACGGGGGUGACUGCCAGAGCGGAUCGCAUGGCAACAGUCCUUCUCGAUGGAAUGGAAGGUGUGCCUCCAAACAAAUUUUAUAUACUUGGUAGUGGGGCCGUGGAGACGAUUAUAAACGAUGGAGCGAUACUUGAUGCUGUGAUCGAUAACGGCAGUGAGGCUGUUAUCAUAGACGACGACCUGGCAGUGCAGGUUGGGCUGGGCCUCGAUAGGUCGUAUCUAUUCGAGAUAGAGACGGCUGAUGGUAGAAAGCAACAGAUCACUGGGGUUUAUCACAAGGCAGUCAUAGAAGUCCAAGGGGUACGAGUAAACCUGCCUGUCUUUGCAGUCAAGAACUGCAGCUCUGACCUGCUCUUGGGACGGACGUGGUUAAGCCACGUGCAUGCGGUGACGAUAGAGCGACCUGACGGGAGCCAAACAUUGUCCAUUAAGAAGCCAGACGGGACGCGAGUGAUGAUUGAGACGGUGGAGCCUCGGGACCCGAGGAACAGAGCAGCUCUCGCUGUGGGUGCAAGACCCAGUGAUCAGGUUAGGUCUUUACCUAUCUCCAGCCGCGCGGUGCGAUUUCGCGAGAAGGAGUAUGGACCACUGCUCACAGAGGAAGAAGGNAUUUCGCGAGAAGGAAAGGAGAAGGAAGAAGUUAUCGCUUUCCUGAAAGGGAAGAUGGUAUCCCAUGUCGCGGAGCCGUCUGAUAGUGCUUAUGCAAAUCGAUGGUUCUUCCUGCGUAAGCCGAAUGGCAAGAUCCGAUGGAUCCAGGACCUUCAGAAGGUCAACGAGGUGACGAUACGAGACGUGGGCUCCGUGCCACACGCCGAUUUACUGGCAGAAGGCGCAGCCGGUAGGUCGAUCUAUUCGGUCUGCGAUCUGUUCUCAGGAUAUGAUGAGGUACCGCUUGACCCUAGGGACAGGCACCUCACGGCUAUGCAUACGCCAUUGRGACUAAUUCAGAUGAUGGUCGUCCCUAUGGGUUKGACUAAUGGGGUAGCCGUUUUUCAGAGAGCCAUGGUAGCUGUCCUCAAGAACUUCAUCCCUGAUAAGGUUGAAGUUUUUCUGGAUGACUUCCCUAUAAAAGGGUCAGUAGACAGGGAUGAGAAGGAGGUCGUACCUGGAGUCAGGAGAUUCKUCGAGCAGCAUCUAACAGAUAUUUUCGCGGUGCUCGAGCAGCUGGACGAUGCCAAUUUAACAGUUAGCAAAACAAAGAGCCGAUGGGCCGUUUCAACUAUAAAGAUCUUGGGGUUUAUAUGUGACUCGAGAGGGCGCCGAGCAGACCCGGCGAAGUUAGACAAACUUCUGAACUGGCCGUCGCCGCUACAUAGCCCAACCGAGGUCCGGCAGUUUCUAGGAGUAGUCGGAUACUGGCGAAUAUUCAUACGGGGAUAUGCGGAGAAGGCUGAGCCAUUGAGGUUACUCCUUCGAAAGACUGAAAAAUUUUACUGGGAUGCUUCGCAGGAACUCGCAAUGCAAGAACUUAAGGACGAAUUUAAGGAAGGAGGGCGAGUGUUGGGUGUGCCAUUCUUUGACGAUGAGACCGAGAGACCUUUCAUAGUAUCCACGGAUGCUGGACCAUGUUCAGUGGGUGGUUUGCUGUCUCAGAAGGACGCUGAAGGGAAGGAAAGACCGUUAAGAUUCGAGAGUAGGACACUUAAUACGGCUGAGCAUAACUACAGUCAAUUCAAGAAAGAGGUGUUAGCUGUUCUACGGUGUCUAGAUACGUUCAGGCACUACAUCUAUGGGCGACGGUUCAUCUUGAGAGUAGACCCUACCGCACGAGCCAUGAAUGUCACGUUUCAGAACUUCGUCAAUAAGACGCGGUUAAUGCAGGGAAUGAUCAACUUCUGCGUCAUCGUAUACAUGGACGACAUCCUGGUCUAUUCGGAGACCUAUCACGGGCAUGCACAACAUAUCGAGUGGACAUUGGGUGCUCUGAAAGACGCCGGAUUCAAGAUCGCGCUCGAAAAGAACGAAUUUUUCCUUUCGGAAAUCUCGUUCUUGGGCUACGUCGUGACACAUGGAGGAUUGCGGCCUGACUCAAGAAAGGUCGCGGCGGUGAAGGAAGCUCAUGUCCCCACGUCGCUGACGCAGGUUCGAGCCUUCUUAGGGUUACCUUCGUACUAUCGUCGUUUUAUCGAAGGCUUCGCCGCGAUUGCACGACCCUUAACGAACCUGUUACGAAAGGACCAGCCCCUUAGUUGGGAUGCAGAGUGUGAACGGGCCUUCGCGACCCUCUAGGACGCUCUGGCAGCGACACCUAUUUUGAUCCGGCUGGACCCCGCG
Molecule: messenger RNA, 2415 nt
Organism: Chara braunii
Lineage: Eukaryota; Viridiplantae; Streptophyta; Charophyceae; Charales; Characeae
Source: the annotation of a GenBank genome assembly